Molecule: messenger RNA, 483 nt
Organism: Aspergillus aculeatus ATCC 16872
Lineage: Eukaryota; Fungi; Ascomycota; Eurotiomycetes; Eurotiales; Aspergillaceae
Product: hydrophobin family protein
Exons: 3
Coding region: 1-483 (160 amino acids)
Cellular component (GO): fungal-type cell wall
Molecular function (GO): structural constituent of cell wall
Source: RefSeq, a predicted model, not a curated record
AUGCGUUUCUUCGCCAUCCUCGCUGCUGCCACUCUGGCCACCGCCACCGCUGCCGUCGGUGGUCCUUCCGCCCGCAACCUUGAAGUCCGCGCUGCUGAGGGCGACAAGGGCGACAAGCCCCGUUACUCCGUCCCCGAUGACUGGACCAUCGAGCAGGGUUCUGCCAAGUGCGGUAACCAGGCUCAGCUCUCCUGCUGCAACAAGGCCACCUACGCCGGCGACACCACCACCAUCGACGAGGGUGCUCUGGCCGGUCUCCUCGGCAACAUUGCCGGUACUGGCUCUGGCUCUGAGGGUCUUGGUCUCUUCGACCAGUGCUCCAAGCUCGAUCUCGAGAUCCCCAUCUUCGCCAUCGACGCUCAGGAUAUCCUCAACCAGCAGUGCAAGCAAAACAUUGCCUGCUGCCAGUACAGCGGUGCCGAUGCUUCCGACGACCUUAUCGGCGUCGCUCUUCCCUGCAUUGCUCUCGGUUCCAUCAUCUAA